CCUUGUCAGAAUUGUGUCUUGUAGUGUGUGUGUCAUCCCGUGUAUAACAUGUUUCAUCAAAACAAACCGAACCACAAGAAAUGUAGAUAAGAUUUCUAAACACGAUCAUCUUUGCGGUCGUUAUUAGGCCAUACGCACGUUAUCAGUUUAAACCGUUGGCAAAACAUAAAACCAUAAAGCAACAUCAAUCAAAUCACCACAAAUCGCAGAUCAGUGUGCGGUUUAGCGGGUGGUACGAUCAGCCGUGAAAUGAUAAGCUAAGCCUGUUGUUAUCUGACCAACAACAACAAAAAAGAGACUAAAUCCCAAAUCCAGAUCAGAUGUACAGAGCGAGAAGAUUCUUCGCAUAGGAAGGGGAAUAUGGAAGCGUCACAACCAUAGGGAAACAGAACUGCACCUCGCAUCGUUUGUCCUUGGACGAGCGCAGUUUUUAUAAAGACAGCAUAUCACGCGAAAAUGGUUAUCGCAUUCAGUUACCAGCACUCGUUCGCCGUCGAAGGAUCUUUAGUUUGCGUUUACAGCGCGCUAGAAGGUCGCCCGUUCUGUGACGAUCGCUUCUUGUGUGCUCUGUAGUGUUUCAUUCCAUUGAGUCAGUUGAGCAUUGGAACCGAUCGAAGACGAUUGUGCCGAAAAAUAUUGCAUCCCUUUGGCAAAUAAAUUGCCCUCAAUUAAUGUGAUCUUGACCGCUGUGAUACGUUGGUAUAGUUUUGUUCGUACGGUGAAGCGUAGAGUUUGUUUGUUUGAACGCCAUGUCAUCGGCCACUACCGUAACCCUGUCGGAAACGGAUAAGAAACUGACCCAGUUUCGAAACUGUCGCGUACUACGCAAUCAUCGGCUGGUGCAGGACGAUGUUUGGGUGCGCGGUGGCAAGAUCAUCGAUCCGGAGAAAGUAUUCUUCGACGAAAAGUUACAGGCGGACGAACAGAUCGAUUGUCACGGCUGUAUCGUUGCACCCGGAUUUAUCGAUCUACAGAUUAACGGUGGAUAUGGGGUGGACUUUUCGUUUGAUGUUGAAACCGUCGAGGAAGGCGUGCUGAAGGUGGCCAAAGGCCUGUUAGCUCAUGGUGUCACAUCGUUUUGUCCGACGCUGGUUACUUCGCCAUCAGAAACGUAUCAUUCAGUUCUACCUCGUAUUCCGCGCACUGCUGGCGGACGACAUGGAGCUACCGUGUUGGGUUGCCACGUGGAGGGUCCGUUUAUUAACACCAACAAAAAAGGAGCUCAUCCACCGGAAUGUAUCAAAGAGUUUGACCAGGGUAUCGUGACGGUGCGUGAUGUUUACGGUUCGAUGGACAACGUGCAGAUAAUAACGCUCGCACCGGAGAAGGCCGGUGCUACGGAAGUAAUACAGGAACUGAGCAACAAUGGAAUCACGGUUUCAGUUGGCCACUCGAUGGCUAAUCUGAGCGAUGGCGAGAUUGCGGUACAGCACGGUGCAAGGCUUAUCACGCACCUAUUCAACGCAAUGCUACCGUUUCAUCAUCGCGAUCCGGGCCUGGUGGGGUUGCUGACAACCGAUAACAUUCCACACGAUGCGCUCGUGUACUUUGGCAUAAUUUCCGAUGGUGUCCAUACGCAUCCGGCAGCAUUGCGUAUCGCAUACAAAACGCAUCCGGCCGGAUUGAUCCUGGUGACGGAUGCCAUUUCGGCUAUGGGACUAGCCGAAGGACGCCAUCGUAUCGGGCAGAUGGAGAUCGAAAUUCGAGCUGGGCGAGCGUAUGUCGCCGGAACAAACACACUGUGCGGUAGCAUUGCACCGAUGGAUGAGUGUAUCCGUUUCUUCAAAAAGGCUUCCAAUUGCACUAUUGAAUACGCAUUGGAAGCCGCAUCUCUUCAUCCUGCUCGGUGUAUUGCGAUUGAGAAGCGCAAGGGAACGCUGGACUACGGCGCGGAUGCUGAUUUUGUGCUGCUGGAUGAUAAUUUGAAUGUGCAAUCUACAUGGAUUGCGGGAGAGUGUGUCUAUCAAGGCGAAGAAGUAGUCUCAAAUGCUUUGUAGAAGCGUGCCGGUGCCAAUCGUCAUUUAAAUAAAAGGAAAUUUAUUAACAAAAUAUAAAAAUAGGUCUUGCUGCGGAAUAUUAUUAAUUUUUUGGUUAAUAUCACAUGCGAACGUGCUGGAUAAAACAAAUGAAAUUGAAAAAUUUGUAUUAUUUCAUCCCAAGGUUAAUACA
This is a messenger RNA of Anopheles funestus (African malaria mosquito), 2169 nucleotides long. RefSeq names its product N-acetylglucosamine-6-phosphate deacetylase. Gene Ontology annotation, biological process: N-acetylglucosamine catabolic process. The coding region runs from base 750 to 1997 and encodes 415 amino acids. Lineage: Eukaryota; Metazoa; Arthropoda; Insecta; Diptera; Culicidae. Gene Ontology annotation, molecular function: N-acetylglucosamine-6-phosphate deacetylase activity. The record is from RefSeq and is a predicted model, not a curated record. The transcript has 5 exons.